GGAAAGCCUCAUGGGUCUUCUGGUAUCAUCAUUUAUCCAAUCCAACUUCGAGUCGCCGGAAACUUAAAAUUCCGGCGGGAACUUUUGAAAUUACGGCGUAAGCUUUUGAACUCGGCGAAAUUCCGGUCACUGGCAUCCGAUUUCCUUAGAUGACAAUAUCAGUUAGCGGGACCUGACUCAGAACUCAGACGAUUCACGGUGUCUAAAACGGCUAUGGACCGUUUCUGUUGGGUAACAGUUACAAUAUUUAUCUGCUUUUUUGCCAUUUCUGAAGGAAGAGAUCUUAAGAUCAAACAUGAGAAUCACUUCCCUAGUUACAAUCACACCCUUGCUCAGAUACUUGUAGAGUAUGCUUCUGCAGUGUAUAUGUCUGAUCUAACUGCACUCUUUACUUGGACCUGUUCAAGAUGCUGCACUGAUUUGACAGAGGGUUUCGAGAUGAUCGAGCUGGUUGUUGAUGUACAGCAUUGCUUACAAGCAUUUGUUGGGGUGGCUGACAAUAUAAAUGCGAUUGUCAUAGCAUUUAGAGGCACACAGGAGCACAGCUUGCAGAACUGGGUCGAAGAUCUGUUCUGGAAGCAGCUUGAUUUGGACUACCCAGGCAUGCCUGAUGCGAUGGUGCACCAUGGAUUUUAUGCUGCUUACCAUAACACAACCUUACGAUCCGGAAUCCUGAAUGCGGUCCAAAAAGCUCGGGAAUUGUAUAGGGAUAUACCGAUCAUGCUUACUGGACAUUCUAUGGGAGGGGCUUUGGCUUCCUUUUGCGCACUUGAUCUUGUGGUUAACUAUGGUGUAGAUAAUCUUCAACUUAUGACAUUUGGUCAGCCACGGAUUGGAAAUGCAGCUUUUGCUUCUUACUUCAGUAAACGAGUGCCAUAUAUGUUUCGAAUUACCAACGGACAUGAUAUUGUUCCACACUUACCUCCAUAUUAUGCUUACUUCCCCCAAAAAACAUACCAUCACUUCCCAAGAGAGGUCUGGCUUUAUGAUAUUGGCUAUGGAAGCCUAACGUACCUAGUGGAGAAGAUCUGUGAUGAAACCGGCGAGGACCCAGCCUGCAGCAGAUCAGUGACUGGCAAUAGCGUCUUGGAUCAUUUGAUGUACUUUGGAGUUCAUCUAAGUGCUGACACAUGGAACUCUUGUGGCUUUGUGAUGGAUGGACAAAUGAUCCAAACCAACACCACAGAUCUUAGGCCUGGUUUCGUAUUGUCGAGGGAUCCUGUUUCAUCAGUGUUGAAAUUGAAGACGCCAAAGAGUGGUCUUCUGUCCAGCCCUAUUUAGAAUGGUGGGUAAGGAUGGUGCCUGCCUCUCUCUCUCUCCAUGUUUGGUGGAGAAUUCAUGUAUUCUUCUCUUUCGAAAAUCAUCUGUAAAUAUGUUCUUGCUGAAAGGCCUUCAGUUACUGUCUUUAAGAAGAAGGGUUCUGUAUAGUUGUGCAAGCCAAUGCCUCUCCUUGUAAUUGAAUUUCUCAGCCAAAGGAAAAGUAUGGCCCGCUUCCCCCCUUGUUAGAUUUAUACUUUCGGAACUAGAUAUGAAGAUAUAGAAAACGGGUGAUGCAGAAGUUAUGCUGUUAUAACGGGUGUUUCAUCAUUUGCUGAAGCUAGGCUUGAUAGUGCAGUGUGCAUUAAGUUGUUAUAACGGGUCUUGCAGCGUUUUUUCAAGGGUGGGCUUGAGAGGAUUUGGUAUCCUUUAUGUGACUUUGUUAAACGUUGUGAAGAUGAAGUACUUUGAAAUAGCGA
This is a messenger RNA of Amborella trichopoda, 1736 nucleotides long. Its product is annotated as lipase. Gene Ontology annotation, biological process: lipid metabolic process. Lineage: Eukaryota; Viridiplantae; Streptophyta; Magnoliopsida; Amborellales; Amborellaceae. The record is from RefSeq and is a predicted model, not a curated record.